Camelus dromedarius (Arabian camel) is the source of this 534-nucleotide messenger RNA. Its product is annotated as WW domain-binding protein 11-like. The record is from RefSeq and is a predicted model, not a curated record. The transcript is spliced from 3 exons. The coding region runs from base 1 to 534 and encodes 177 amino acids. NCBI's taxonomy places the organism in Eukaryota, Metazoa, Chordata, Mammalia, Artiodactyla, Camelidae.
AUGACGUCUCCGUGGAAAAGCCUAACCUGUGGGGUUUGGAGACCCUCCAGACUGACCAGUCAGCGGGUUUCCCCGAGUUCUGGGAGCCGUCCCGGCGAGUUCUCCAGCCUGAGGACGGAACGGGGGUCCCGGGUUUGCAGGCCGGCGCUGAGCAGCAGAGGUAACACGCUGGGACUGGCGGUGGGGCCGCCCUGCGGGGCCGAGCCCUUCACCCGUGGGUCUGCGCUGACCCCCGGCAGUUCUCUGGGGAAGCGGGUGAUGUUCAGUCGCUUUCUGCACGCGGGCGGACCUCUGCGGACCCCCCCGCCCGCGCGCCCGCCUGCCGGCCUCCGGGAAGCGCGCUCCGCUGCAGCUGCGCGGGGCGCUGUGAGGGUCCGGGGUCGGGUGGCGCGGUCUCACGGCGGCGGGCACGCGCCCUCGCCGGCCGGCGUUUCCCCGCCCCCACCCCGCUCCCCCGACCCCCUCCUCCCUGGCCCUGCUCCCGUGUCUCUCCCUGCGCCGCUCCCCGCAGCCUUGCCUAGCCGUCCUGUCUGA